AUGAAAAAUCAUUUAGCCCGUAGUGGGUAUAUAUCCGAAUCGAAUGGUGAAUCCGAAGAAGAAACAUCAAAUCCAUUUGAUUUAAACAUUUCCAUUCCAUCCUCUUCAGCCAAUAAUCAUCAUUAUGGUACUACUGCUACUACGACCAGAACCAAUCAUGAUGAUCCGAGCAACAACAACAACAACAACAGUAGCAGCAGUACUUCUCUUCGUCAAUCCAAAGCCUAUUCUUCCAUCUACACCUCCAGUCAUCAUACUACUCUUUCUUCAUUCACUCCACGUUCUAACAAAAUCAAAACGAAUGAAAACAUUCUCUACCUUGUGUUUGAAAUUCUUGCAAGUACCAGUUUUUUAAUUUAUCUCCUCUAUGGAGUGUUUUAUUAUUCAUUUCAUACGUUUGCCAUUCCAUUGGAUCAAGACAAUUCUGCUCAUCACUAUUUAUUACCCUUGUUCUUUUUAUUGGGUGGAGCAUGUGUGGGUGGUUGGAUGCUCUCGGGCUUCUUUUUAUGGAAAUUAAAGAAAUUGAGAUCCAUGAAAAGGUACGAGCUCAACAAGUGUGUCUCUUGCUCGUCAUUGUUUUCAUUGUGUGGGUUGUGGUCUUGCCUUAUUCCACUCUUCAUUGCAUUUGUAUGUACUGUGAUUUAUAUUGGAUUCACCAUUGCCCGCCCGAGAGAUUUGGCAAGUAUGAUUGGUUGCAUCUUUUAUGGAGUCAUUUCAAUAGUGGCACUUGUGAUUGUGAUGACAUCCUCUCUUGGAUGUACAUUCUCCAUGAAAAAGAUGAAGAAACGAAAUAUUCCACUAUUAUUAUUUCGAAAAUUUAGACAUGCCAUUUCCGUGGUGUGUGUCGUGAUUUGUGUCAUUCUAUUUCUUGUCAUGUUUAUUUACUUGAUUAUUUGUGGAGUAAUUUUUUCAAAUUUACAAUUGACAACUCCUUCAGGUGGAAUGGAAUUAUCUGUAUUCACACGAAUUUUAUACUUUUUAGAAUGGAUGGCCUUUUUUGCAUGCGUUGCUUUUGGAAUGAUCUUUUUCAAACAAUUUCCAAAGAUUACUCUGUUCUUCAUUUUAGUUCCAUUGUUGAUAUCAGCAUUGUCCUUUGCACUGUCUAUUGUUGAGAGUAAUAUGAUGUAUAAUUAUGUGAUGGAUGGUGCUUUUAGAAAUUUAUAUGGAGUAUUUGGAGAUAAUAAUUACAUUUUAGAUCAAGCAGUGACCUUAAUGGCCAUGAUAUUCUUUAAUGUGACUAGUUAUUUUGCAUAUUUUAAGAUUAAACUUUGA
Naegleria lovaniensis is the source of this 1272-nucleotide messenger RNA. RefSeq lists its product as uncharacterized. Bases 1 to 1272 code for a protein of 423 amino acids. The record is from RefSeq and is a predicted model, not a curated record. The transcript has a single exon. NCBI's taxonomy places the organism in Eukaryota, Heterolobosea, Eutetramitea, Acrasida, Naegleriidae.